Physcomitrium patens is the source of this 2990-nucleotide messenger RNA. Lineage: Eukaryota; Viridiplantae; Streptophyta; Bryopsida; Funariales; Funariaceae. The record is from RefSeq and is a predicted model, not a curated record.
AUGAGGAAGAAAAUAAUGAAAAGGAGCACAAAAAAAUCGUUCAAUUCUUCACUAGGGCAGAACAAUCCUUCACUAGGGCAGAACUAAUCCACGAAUUGCUCGAUUGUUCAAACGAAAUACUUACGGCGGAAUUGUGACAUAUGAGCUUCUCUAGAAUAGGCUGCAAUUCGAGAAGCCCUCGCGCAGCCGAAGUGGACAAGUCACAUCCUCAAAGCUGCAGGCUCUUCAACCUCGCAAACGGGAGCAGGGUGAUGGGGGUGGGGUCGCGUGAGGGCGACGGCAGCAUCGCUACGACUCGCAGGCUCCCCAGAAGCCGCUACACGCGCCUGAGCUUCUCCAGCGAGCGGUGGUCGCCCAAAUCAGCCACGAAGGCGCGCAGGUAAUCAACGGGCGCCUCGCUGCGCAACUGCUCUAGCUCCUGCAGCGCCUCAAGUCGCGUCUGCAUGUAGCAUAAUCCCACGGGGUUGAGCUUGAGCAGAUUCCCAACCUGCUGCUCGAUAAAGCAGAGCCAGCAGCUCCAGAUAACGAUCUCCAGUCACUAUUACCAUUCAUGCUGCCUUCUCUCUGACAAUCCCUCGCUGAAUUCCUCACUGUCAUCCCCUCGCCAUAAUCCUCCUCCCCGCUUCGCCUCUCCCCAAAUUGCUCAGCUUCUGCCUGCGUAGUUUAGCAUCGCCAUAGCUUCCCGCUUCACCCUCUCUGACAGAAUCCUUGCAUCUGGCAUUAGGAUAUGGACCAGUUGCACAUCACAAGCCUAACGGCAGAAUAUCAACGCCAAAUUGUCAAUGACCUGUCGUGGGUUUUGCAUCCGACGCUUCGUCCAUGUCAACUCAUGUGUGGUGUCGGUACACAGAGAUCAGAUAGUGCUUGAGGUUGAUUUUGCGAAAAUCUGUUGUCAACAUUUAAACAAUGUAGAAGAGACGAAUUCGUGUUGAGGAGAAGCAGCAUUUUGUUGUCUACACGCAAUGUUAAAGAUGUGACACUGGAGAGAGUGCUCAAUGACAAUGCAGAUACCAGAUUCCCUGGCAGUAUCUAAUUUUCACUGGCUCUAACGUUUCUUAGUAACCGAUGUAACACUUUACUGAGGUAUUUGUCCAAUACAUUGCUAAUAUUCCAUAUUAAAUUUGUAGUGGAAGAGUGAGAGAGUUGGAGCUGCAGGCUAGGACCCAAGAGUCCAACAACGAUGUUGUCGUUUGAAAGGGAAGGGACGCACCGCUGCAGGGAAGAAACCCAGUUUUGGCGCUUGAGGCCUUCUUCUCCCUCUCUUACUUUCCAUUCAUCUCUACCCCUCAGGCUUGUUUUCCUAGCCCUACCUCAACGCUUGGGGUUCCGGGCUCUUGAGGGUGCUCUGCAGCUGCUGGGUCACACUAAGUAGCCGUCGUCACAGGUAAUUGUCCCAGCUGAUUAUGUCCUUCACUGAUGCUCAAUCUGCCGCAUCGUAGUUGAUGACGCAGUUUUUGCAGUGUGAAAUGGCCCUCUGAGCAACAUCUGUCCCACAUGUUCGCUAUGGCUAUUCGAAUAUUGGGAUUAACAGAAUCCCAAUAUACCGUUAUUCACAUUUCUUCUGUUUUAUUCGAGCAAACCUAAUUGUUUUGAUUACUGCUCACAUUUCUCGUUACUGUAUAUCCUCCUGCGACACCGAUGUAAACUCACUGAAUGUGCUCCUCUGAGGAAGUUGCAACGAAAGUCACCAUUCAACAUCUUCUCGCAAAGAGAUGAACUUCACAUUCAUAGAAUCCUACGAACUUGUAUACGACUCUCCUAUCGUGGCGUUGUGAAGGGCCCAGGCGAAGGUGGACCAAAGGUUCAAAAGCUUGGUCACGCCUUUGACUUAUGCUUUGAGCAGUUUAUUCCCAGAAGUUAGUGGCUGAGGAAUGGUUCGGCUGACUACUUGAGACCACUUCUUUGACCAUUUCUUAUCUCAUGAGACUGAUCUUCACGAAGAGGGGAUGAAGAGAAGAAACGAUAACAAGGAUCAACAACUGGGCAACAUUUGGGACGUUGUAUCGUCGUUGGCACACGCUCUCACUGAUGCACGAAACCAGCUGGUGGGCCUCAUACACUACCAGAGGAAACAAAACUCAAAUGCAUUUAGACAGUCUCGUGGGAGGGAAAGUGGCAUAUCUCGUGGUAGUGAGGUGAGAGAAUGCAUCCCGCGCACCACCAACAAUAUAUCACGCUUUAGGGGUGGCGGUAACUGUGGCCCAUACUACCGAAGUCUCACAUCAAGCAACCGGAAAGCAAUCAAGCAACAUCGCCAGAAUGAACCGAACCAUGUUACAUUCGAGAACCAGUCGAAGUUCCAACCUCUCAUGCCCAGCCAAGGCAAGCCUGGAGACAAAAAAGAAAUCCAAGCCGGGUUAAACGCGAACCCCACCCCCAAUGGCUUGCGAAUCAACAACAGCUGUAACAAAGGUGGCAAUCCUGUGAGCAUUAACUUACACCCGAAGCCAUGUCCAAGCCCACCUCAGAUCAUCUGCUCCAAGGAUGUCAACUGCAGGCCCCCUUCCCCCGAUCGCAAGAGGCACUGCAUAGGCACCCAAUACGCGGCCUUGCUGAGGGAGGAAGCUUUCCGGAUUCGAGAGCGCAGACUCGCGGAGGAGUGUGUAUCAAGUUCCAAACCGAAGUGGACACGCUGCUAACAACAGGAUUAGCAGUGGCAGUUGUAUAACAUGGUUCCUUAGAAAGUACACCACUCGAAUUUCAUAAAGGAUACAACGUGUUCUUGUCGUUAUAGUUUUCAUGAAAGACUGUGAUAGCAUUGUAAUUUACAUGCUUUGGGUUCUAGAGAGUAGUGAUAUAGUAUCCAGAAAUCAACUAUUGAAGAAGCAGCUACAAACUAGCUGCAGCAUGCGAAACAUCAAGUAACAUUGAGUCCCUUAACUUUAUCACAGGAAGUCAGAAUUGUGCAGAGAAUGUGUCAAGUACCAGGGACCUAAAAAUAUGCAAUAUCCACAUCGGGAGAUAUUAGAAUUCAUCCAACACUUCCACUA